Molecule: messenger RNA, 2226 nt
Organism: Panonychus citri (citrus red mite)
Lineage: Eukaryota; Metazoa; Arthropoda; Arachnida; Trombidiformes; Tetranychidae
Product: ABC transporter G family member 23-like
Exons: 1
Coding region: 1-2226 (741 amino acids)
Cellular component (GO): membrane
Molecular function (GO): ATP binding; ABC-type transporter activity; ATP hydrolysis activity
Source: RefSeq, a predicted model, not a curated record
AUGAAUGAAUUAGAACUGAAUGAAAACGAUUCAUCUUAUUUUUCAAUUAUCAACAUGAAAUGUGAAACCAACGAUAUUAACAGCGAUUCUCAUACUAAUUAUCAGCCAUCAACAUCUUUGCCUAAACCCGAUUCUCAAUCAAUUGUUUCAUCUGAGAAUCUAUUUGUUACCCGAAAUUCAAUUAAAUCAGGAUUGGAUAUAGUUCUUAAUAAUAUUAAUCUAACUAUCGGUGAAUCAAAUUUUUUCGGUAUAAUCGGUCCUUCGGGUUGUGGCAAGACAACUUUCCUUAAGUGUAUCGCAGGUCUGAUUAAAGUGUCUUCUGGUAACUUGACCGUUUUGGGUGAGCCCGUCGAAAGAGUUGACCAUCAAUUGAUUGGUUAUAUGCCACAGAACAUUGAUCUAUUUGACAAUUUAUCGAUUACAGAGACAAUAUUUUACUUUGGUUCUCUUCACUCGAUGUCGUUACAUGACAUUCGUACCUCAUACAAUCAACUCUCUAAUUACCUUAAUCUUCCUAACGAAUCUUGUCUUAUCGUUAAUCUAAGUGGUGGUGAAAAACGCCGAGUGUCCUUCGUUUGUGCAAUAAUCCACCAGCCUAAAUUGCUAUUGCUCGACGAACCUUCCGCUGGUUGUGAUCCAGUAAUCAGAGUUAAACUAAUCAAAUUACUGAAUCAACUUUGUCUUCACAAAAGGUCAACAGUUGUGAUGACCACUCACUACAUUGAAGAGGCAAGAAUAGCAAAUUCAAUCGCUUUCAUGAGAAACGGUCGAAUCAUAGAAAAAGGAUCACCAAAGUUAAUUAUGGACAAUUUAAAGGUUAACACAUUGGAAGAAGCUUUCAUCAAGUUAAUUCUGUCCAGCAGAAACAACAAUCAACUAAUUCUCAAUCAAUGUGAACAACCUUUGCCCCAAAAUAAUAGUUCUAAUCAACAAUUGACUCUAAAAGAUCAAUUUCUACAUCAAGUGUGUAAUCCAUACUUAAUUGAUCCUUUAAUCAGCUUGGCUCAUAAAUCAUCAUCAUUAAGCCUAAUUGACUGUUACAAUUACGCUUUCAAAUGUAAAUCACUCGCAGACAGAAUGAUUAACCAAUACAUCGCGUCUUAUGGAUCAAUAGUUUCUUAUGUGAUAUCAAUAUUAAUUUUAAUUAUCCUUUUCUCAUAUUGCUUUGGACAAACACCAAAUCUAAUUAACUUAGGCCUGGUUAUUAAAGACAAAUUACUUUCGACCACUGAUCUUAUUCAAAUUUACAAUACUUAUCCAAUCUCGUUAAAGUUGUACAAUUCAACCUCGAUUGCCGAUUCUGAGACCAAAAAAUCAUCGAUUCAUGGUUACCUUUUGAUUCCUGAAAAUUUCACACUCAUAUCUCGUUACCGUUUCCCUGGAGCUGAAACCGAUCAUGAUUUACCAAAUGAAACAAUAAUGAAUUCAGCUCGAGUUCAAUACAUAUCAAGUGGCCUCAACACAAUAUACAACGAUCUGAUUGAGUCUCUUUUACAACAAUCGACAAAUAAUUGGACUUGGUCGGUACUAAGACAAGCAAAAGUUAAUCCAGCGAUAGGUAAUCAACCAAUAAUCAAAGAAAAAGCAAUCAUUGGUAAACCAAAAGCGAACGAUUUUUUCAAUCAAGCCAAUCAUCAUCUUCCAAGAUCAAUUUUCUUCGUUUCUUCUAUUGUGACCUUAACUUAUGCGCUGCCAGUUUUAUAUUCAGAAAGACGACCUUCCCUUUUGGAACGAACUCUAUCCACUGGAUUAUCUCCCUUCCAAUUAUUGCUAAUCGCCUAUCUGAUUACCUGUAUAUUACCUGUCCUAUCGAGUCUAAUUAUCCUCUUGUUACCAAUCAUUUUAUCGUCGACCAUUUAUCCAGGGCCAUUUCUCUUUGGUUGGUUUUUAUUGUCGCUAAGUCAAACUAGCUCAGUAUUAGUCUCAUUCCUAUUUGCGACAUUUGGUUUUGACAUCACGUUCACUUAUUCAAUCUUAACAGGUUAUAUUUUCAUGGGUGAAACAGUUUCCGGUUUUCUGUGGGCCACUUCCGCUUUACCGUAUUACAUUCGCCCGUUAUCAUAUCUUCAACCGUAUUUCCUACCAACCGAGGCGUUUAUCGAGACAAUUGUCAAGGGAUUACCACUCUCAACAUGUUCCGACAAAAUACUAGGCACGAUUACUUUUAAUUGUAUCGUUUUUAUCAUUACACUUAUGAGAUUCUGCAAUACAAUUAGUGUUAAAUGA